AUGCCUAGGCUACGACCUCAGCUUGGAUGUCGCGUCCUGCUCUUUGCCGCCCUCGCAUGGACGUUGCUCGCGUCCGCGGCGUCCAUCCCGCGUUACUCCGUGGUUUCGCGUUAUAACCCCGUCCGAAAUGCAUCCAGCUCUAGUACACCCAUGCAAGUCGGGAACGGGUUUUUCGCGUUCGGCGCGGACGUGACUGGGCUGCAGACCUUCCUCCCGUGGGCGACCAUGUCCGACUGGGGCUGGAAGAAUGACUCCCUGCCCGCGGGCGUGACGGAAGAGGACAUCCUGGACUACCGCGGCGUCGUCUGGGACGGGGUGCAAUACGAGUUCGGGGGGCCUGCGUCGGCCCAGCAGUGGCUGAUCGCGAACCCGAACCGCGCGAACCUGGGACGCGUCGGGUUGCUGUUCAAAGAUGCAGGCGGCGAGGUGAUGAACGUAACAGAGGCAGACUUGAGCGACGUCGAGCAGCGGCUGGGCCUGUGGACGGGGACAAUCACGAGCAGCUUCACGGUGGACGGCCAGAGAGUGACCGUCGAGACGUUUACGGCGCAGAGUAGCAGUGCCGUUGCAUUCGCGAUAUACUCGGACCUGCUUGCGGAGGGACGCCUAGGACUGUUCCUCGACUUCCCAUGGAACGACGGCUCGCAGAAGUUCCAAGCACCUUUCGUCGGAUACUGGAACGAGACCGCCAACCAUACGACAGAGCUGGACACGGGCAGCGGCCUCGGCGCGAACGUGCAGGCGUCGAUCAACCAUACGGAGGUCGCGGCGACCGUCUUCACGUCCAUCGGUGGGGGAAGCCCGUUCUCGAUCUCGCGAGACACGCCCUCUGCACACCGCUAUAGCGUGUUCCCGAGCGAGGUGUCGACGUUGUUCUCGACGGUCUUCUCAUAUUCUCUGCUUCCAUCCGCCGCGUUACCGACUGUUACCGAAGUCGCAGAGGAGUCAGUUACAGCCUGGGGCGAAUAUUGGUCGUCCAAUGGAUUCAUCGACGUGUACACGGGUUCUACCGAUCCAAGAGCAGACGAGCUGCAGAGACGGAUCAUUCUCUCGCGAUACCUGAUGCGAGUCAACGAGGCGGGGCACACUCCACCGCAGGAGUCAGGGCUAGUCAAUACUGGCUGGUACGGCAAGUUCCACAUGGAGAUGAUCUUCUGGCACAGCUGUCACUGGGCGCUCUGGAACAACUGGGAUCUCCUGAACCGUUCAAUCGACGUGUACAAUCGCUUCCUCCAGACUUCCAUCGAGCGGGCGCAGGUCCAGGAAGGCUACACAUACGGCGCGCGUUGGUCCAAGAUGACUGACCCCUCCGGUCGAUCGGCGCCAGGCGAGAUCAACGAGCUACUCAUCUGGGAGCAGCCACACCCACUGGUGUUCGCGGAGUACGAGUUUCGCGCGACUGGCUCGCAGGAGACCCUGGAGAGGUGGCGAGAUGUGGUGUACGAGACAGCCGACUUCAUGGCCGCAUACGCGUGGCUCAACGAGAGCACGGGUGUGUACGACCUCGGGCCACCAAUGUACGUCGUCAGCGAGGACACGAGCCCAAACGUGACGCGUAACCCCGCGUUCGAGCUGUCCUACUGGCGACUGGGACUGGAGAUAGCGCAAACGUGGAUGGAGCGGCUUGGUGAAGAGCCUCCUGCUGUUUGGUCGGAAGUCGCGGACAAUCUGGCGCCGCUCCCGGUCGAAAAUGGACUAUAUGCGGUCUAUGAGGGCAUAGAGGCCAACUUCUGGACGGACCCGACGUAUACGAACAGCCAUCCUGCUUUGGUGGGGCUGUACGGCUGGCUGCCAGCGACCGCGAACGUCAGCGUGGACAUGGCGAUAAACACUGCAGAGAAGGUGUGGACGACCUGGAACGUGAGCAAUCUGUGGGGAUGGGACUUCCCUAUGCUCGCGAUGUCGGCGGCGCGCAUGGGCAAUCAAGAGACGGCAAUUGAAUGGCUUCUCAAUCCAUACUUCGAAUUUGACGACGUAGGGAUGCCAGGAGGAGGUGCACAGGUGCCGACGCCGUACUUCCCGGGGUCGGGUGGGCUAUUGUAUGCCGUCGCUAUGAUGGCAGCCGGGUGGGACAGUAGAACGGAACAAGCACCGGGGUUCCCGAGUAAUGGGUGGAAGGUGAGAACAGAGAAUAUUGCGAGAGCGAUGUGA
This is a messenger RNA of Rhodofomes roseus, 2151 nucleotides long. Its product is annotated as Six-hairpin glycosidase-like protein. NCBI's taxonomy places the organism in Eukaryota, Fungi, Basidiomycota, Agaricomycetes, Polyporales, Fomitopsidaceae. The transcript is spliced from 4 exons. The record is from RefSeq and is a predicted model, not a curated record. Gene Ontology annotation, biological process: carbohydrate metabolic process. Bases 1 to 2151 code for a protein of 716 amino acids.